CGAUCGGCGGCCGAGUCCGGGGGAAGAUGGCGGCUCCGCUCGUUCCUCUGGCCCAGCAGUUUUCUACUGGGAACCCAUUAUAUGAAUCUUACUACAAACAGGUAGAUCCAUCAUAUACAGGGAGAAUUGGAGCUGGUGAAGCUGCCCUUUUUCUUAAAAAAUCAGGUCUCUCAGACAAUAUCCUUGGAAAGAUAUGGGAUUUGGCUGACCCAGAGGGAAAAGGUUACUUGGACAAACAGGGUUUCUAUGUUGCACUGAGACUAGUAGCUUGUGCACAGAAUGGCCAUGAGGUUAACUUGAGCAGUCUAAACUUGAAUAUGCCACCUCCUAAAUUUCAUGACACUAGCAGUCCUUUACUGAUUACACCGCCUUCAGCUGAUGCCCACUGGGCUGUUAGGGUGGAAGAAAAAGCAAAAUUUGAUGGUAUAUUUGAAAGCCUUUUACCUAUAAGUGGUUUACUCUCUGGAGAUAAAGUAAAACCAGUACUGAUGAACUCAAAACUACCUCUUGAUAUCCUGGGAAGGGUUUGGGACCUCAGUGAUAUCGACAAAGAUGGACAUUUGGACAAAGAUGAAUUUGCUGUGGCGAUGCAUUUAGUCUAUCGAGCUCUUGAGAAAGAGCCGGUACCAUCUGUACUGCCCCCAGCGCUUAUCCCACCUUCCAAAAGAAAGAAAGCUGUUUUUCCUGGUGCGGUUGCUGUUCUUCCUGCGAGUCCUCCACCUAAAGAUAGCCUUCGUUCAACUCCCUCCCAUGGUAGUGUAAACAGCCUGAACAGUACAGGAAGUUUAUCUCCUAAACAUAGUAUAAAACAAGUGCAGCCAGCUGUGAAUUGGGUGGUGCCAAUAUCCGAUAAGGUACGAUAUGAUGAAAUUUUCUUGAAGACUGACUUGGACAUGGAUGGCUACGUGAGCGGCCAGGAAGUGAAAGAAAUUUUUAUGCAUUCAGGCCUUUCCCAGAGUCUCUUAGCACAUAUAUGGGCCCUGGCAGAUACAAGGCAGAUGGGAAAGUUGAGCAAGGACCAGUUUGCACUGGCUAUGUAUUUUAUUCAGCAGAAGGUCAGUAAAGGAAUCGAUCCUCCACAAGUUUUGUCACCAGACAUGAUCCCACCCGCAGAGAGGAGUGUUCCUAUUCAAGAUAAUUCAAGUUCUGUUGCAUCAGGGGAGUUUACAGGGGUGAAAGAACUUGACGAUAUCAGUCAAGAGAUUGCUCAACUGCAGAGAGAAAAAUACUCACUGGAACAAGACAUCAGAGAAAAGGAAGAUGCAAUUAGACAAAAAACUAAUGAAGUUCAGGAGCUGCAAAAUGAUCUAGAUCGAGAAACCAGUAAUCUUCAAGAAUUAGAAACACAAAAACAAGAUGCCCAAGAUCGUCUAGACGAAAUGGAUCAACAGAAGGCCAAACUUAAAGAUAUGCUGAGUGAUGUAAGACAGAAAUGCCAGGAAGAAACUCAAAUGAUAUCAUCGCUGAAAGCAAGGAUUCAGUCUCAAGAGUCAGAUUUAAAAUCACAGGAAGAUGAUCUUAAUAGAGCUAAAAUUGAAUUGAACCGUCUUCAGCAAGAAGAAACACAGUUAGAACAGAGUAUCCAAGCCGGAAAAGUGCAGCUUGAGACCAUAAUUAAAUCUUUGAAAUCGACUCAAGAAGAAAUUAUUCAGGCCAGAAGUAAGCUUUCUCACCUUCAAGAAAGUCAACAGGAAAUCAGUAGAAGUCUUGAACGUUAUAAUGAAGUACUGAAUGGGAUUCAUAGUGACAACAUGAUGAACUUAGAUAUAAAUGAAGGAGUCAUACAGAAAGAAAAAGUCAGUUUUGGAGCUAUGGAUGAUCCAUUCAAGAAUAAGGCUUUAUUGUUCAGCAACAAUGCACAAGAUUUGCAAGCAGACCCAUUCCAGUCUGAAGAUCCUUUUAAGUCAGACCCAUUUAAAGGAGCCGAUCCGUUCAAAGGAAGUGACCCAUUCCAGAACGACCCAUUUGCCGAACAGCACGCAACUACUUCUUCUGCAGAUCCUUUUGGAGGAGACCCUUUCAAAGAAACUGACCCAUUUCGGAGCCCUGCUACUGAGGAUUUUUUUAAGAAGCAAGUAAAGAGUGAUCCGUUUACCUCAGAUCCAUUCACCAAAACCCCUUCCCUGGCUCUAAAGCCUGACCCCUUUGAAACCAGUGACCCCUUUUCAUCUUCAAGUAUCUCUUCGAAAGGAUCAGAUCCCUUUGGAACUUUAGACCCUUUUGGAAGUGGUGCUUUCAGUAGCAAUGAGGGCUUUGCAGACUUCAGCCAGAUGUCAAAGCCCACGACUUCGGACCCUUUCGCCUCCUCUUUUGGGGGGGCAGGAUUCUCAGAUGACCCCUUUAAAAGUAAACAGGACACUCCUGCUCUACCACCCAAGAAAAAUGUUCCUCCACGACCCAAGCCACCCAGUGGUAAAAGUACACCCGUAAGCCACCUUGGCUCUGCAGAUUUUACCAAGGCCCAUGAUCCGUUCCAGCCGUUUGGGGCCGACAGCAGCGACCCUUUUCAAAGUAAAAAGGGGUUUGGGGACCCAUUUAGUGGAAAAGAUCCAUUUGCUUCUUCGUCUCAAACUACUAAAGACUCUUCCUUGGGGUUUGCAGACUUCAGCUCUUUUGGAAAUGAGGAGCAGCAGCUGGCGUGGGCAAAACGAGAAAGUGAGAAAGCAGAGCAGGAGAGGCUAGCUCGAUUGAGAAGACAAGAACAGGAAGACCUUGAAUUGGCAAUUGCACUCAGUAAGGCUGAUAUGCCAAACUCUUAAAUAUAGGUCUUGGGUAUCCAUAUGAUCAAGGCUAAAACCCUAAAAAGAAAAAAGAAAAAAAAUUUAAAUAUGAUUACGAAAUUCCUGUUUUAUGUUGUGAAGUAAUUCCAGCCACUUUUAAGUCACAGACCAUUGAGAUUGGCCGGGAUACCAACUGGGCUCUGGGCUUAUCGAGUACGUGAUGCACAGGAAAUGCACUGUAAAAACUGUACUAUACCUUCUAGAUUAAGGUUACUUGCUUGUAAGAAAUUUAACAUAUGACCCUAAGGUACUGAGCAAAGUUUCUUUCUAAUGUGGGCGAUGUAACAUAUGCUGCAGUUUGUGAAUCCAGCCUUUGUGUGAACUCCAUUGUCAUUUUUGAGGCUGAGCUAUGAACAGUACUAUUCUAGAAGAUUUCUUCUUAAAACAUAAAAAGUUUAUAGAAUGAGGAGAUUAAACUAAAAAAGAAUUGUUCUCAUAAGGUUACAAUCUCUUUACUCAGAGGAUACAAAUGGGUUGUAAAGCCUCCUGGGGUGAAGACAAGUUCUCUCUCUGAUGUUUCUUUUCUAUCAUCGAGAUUGGAUUUGUUUGCCGUUAUAGAAAACCCUGAUUAUGUAUGCAUUAGCUGUAUAAAAAAAAGUUUGAAUGGUUAAUAUAAAAUAUUUUGAAUACA
Messenger RNA from Ornithorhynchus anatinus (platypus), 3411 nucleotides. It is a transcript of the gene EPS15L1, whose product is annotated as epidermal growth factor receptor pathway substrate 15 like 1. Gene Ontology annotation, molecular function: cadherin binding; calcium ion binding. NCBI's taxonomy places the organism in Eukaryota, Metazoa, Chordata, Mammalia, Monotremata, Ornithorhynchidae. The transcript has 24 exons. The coding region runs from base 27 to 2759 and encodes 910 amino acids. The record is from RefSeq and is a predicted model, not a curated record. Gene Ontology annotation, cellular component: plasma membrane; cytoplasm; clathrin coat of coated pit. Gene Ontology annotation, biological process: endocytosis; endosomal transport.